This is a messenger RNA of Hippocampus comes (tiger tail seahorse), 1672 nucleotides long. RefSeq names its product signal transducing adaptor family member 2a (gene stap2a). Bases 104 to 1207 code for a protein of 367 amino acids. The record is from RefSeq and is a predicted model, not a curated record. The transcript is spliced from 11 exons. Gene Ontology annotation, molecular function: signaling adaptor activity. Lineage: Eukaryota; Metazoa; Chordata; Actinopteri; Syngnathiformes; Syngnathidae.
GCUUAUUGCCACAGCACCAUCUCAUCGGGAGAAGGCGUGUCCCUUACCCGGAUUGCUCUGUGCGCCCCUUUGUCCUCUGGUGGUGCCUCGGCCAGCGACACUCAUGGCGGCUGCACCCGUCAGGCAGCGCCUCGGACCGGGGGGAACCCGCGCGCAGCUCCCGCCCUGUUACUACGAAGGCUAUCUGGAAAAGAGAGGACCCAAAGAAAAGGCACCCAGGCGUCUGUGGACAUGUCUGUGUGGGAAUGCGUUGUAUUUCUUCAAUAAUUCCAAGGACGCUCAUUAUGUAGAGAAGCUGGACCUCAGCGGCUUUCUGUCCCUGAAGGACGACUGCAGCCGGGAUAGAAAUUUGGAAGCAGCCAGACUCAUCCUGCGCAUGAAGGAUGGGGAAACCAGAAUAACAGCACCCAACCUGGAAUCAAGGGAGCUGUGGAAGGGUUUCCUCUAUUCUGUGAUCGAUCUGAAUGUACCAUCGAGCCUGACGCUGCUGCCGGGGCAGCUCCAGAUGCUAAAGGAAGUCGUGGACAAAGAAAGGUCCAGGCGGAGAAGUCGCACCCCGACACGAGCGCCUCCUUCGCCUCUCUCUGUCCCUUUAGUGGGAGAGAUUCCACCGUGUUUUCGGCCAGUGUCGCGAACCGAGGCCGAAGUCCUCUUAGAGAGACACCCAGACUGCGGCAACAUGCUGCUGCGUCCCGGAAGAGAUGGAAGCUCAUUGGCUGUCACCACACGACAGGACCUCAACGGAUCAGUGUUCAGACAUUAUCGAGUAACGCAGCGGGACCAGGGUGGCUAUGUGAUUGAUGUAGAAAAUCCGAUUCCCUGUGCAACCCUUCAUGAUGUCAUUAAUGCCCUUGUGGAGAAGACAGCUGGAACUCUUCAACCUUUUCUCCUCGAAGAACCUUAUGAGGAGAACAUUACAUACGUUUCUGCCAAUGACGAGAAUGGAGAAAGGAUCCUUCACACUGCCCCCACCAGCCCGCUGCCAAAGGCUCCUGCGCUGCCCCCAAAGCAAGUUGGUGCAGAUCGUUGGCCCAGCAGCCCCCUGACCCGCUCCCCUGCUCCGGACCGCCGCCUCCUGACCUCAUCAGUGCCUGCCUCGCCCACCAACCCCAUGAGACGACUCAUUUUAUCACCUUCCCCUCUUGCGCAGUCUCUCAACGAAGAGCUCAAAGUGAAGCUGGAGAAGAGACGGGCCAGUCAGGAAUAAUGAACAUGCCAAGGCCCUUCUCAUCGCAGCUACGUAUUCAUUUUGUGCCUUGUAGGUGGAACACCAAAGGCUGCACAUGGCAGCCACCAUUUCGUUGCCACAGGUGUUGAUGUCGGAGUUUUGUUAAGAUCAAGACUGGUGGUGUAGGCACACUUGAUUCUUGGACCACACAAACUACUGUUUACUAUCCCUGCUGAGCACAAAACUUUUCACAACAACGAUGGCCGUGAAGGCCAACUAAAAAUCUGACAAAUAGAGACAGCCAUCUGAGCCUGGUGCUGUUUUUCUGAGCAAGCUGUUUUUGUGCUCAACUACUGGAGCUGCUAAGGGACAUUUUUAACUCACACAGCGUUGAAUAGAAACAUCAGUACAACAACCUGUUAAAACAUGAACUUUGUUGUCGUGGUGUGAUCCAUCCAUCCAUCCUUCUUUCUGCGUGUGUGUGUGUGUGUGUGUGUGUGUGUG